This is a messenger RNA of Eimeria necatrix, 321 nucleotides long. Its product is annotated as 40S ribosomal protein S16, putative. Gene Ontology annotation, biological process: translation; maturation of SSU-rRNA from tricistronic rRNA transcript (SSU-rRNA, 5.8S rRNA, LSU-rRNA). Gene Ontology annotation, cellular component: cytosolic small ribosomal subunit; ribosome. Gene Ontology annotation, molecular function: RNA binding; structural constituent of ribosome. Bases 1 to 321 code for a protein of 106 amino acids. The record is from RefSeq and is a predicted model, not a curated record. The transcript is spliced from 2 exons. Lineage: Eukaryota; Apicomplexa; Conoidasida; Eucoccidiorida; Eimeriidae.
AUGUCUGAGGCCCGGAGGACCCGGAGGGUGCAGACCUUCGGCCGCAAGAAAACUGCUGUUGCUGUUGCCCUCUGCACUGAAGGCCAGGGCCUCAUAAGGGUCAAUGGGGCCCCCCUGCAUUUGCUGAAGCCCGAGGCCCUGCGGGUGAAGGCCUGCGAGUCCAUCCUGGUGCUGGGCAAGAACCGCUUCGAGGGCAUUGACAUUCGCGUGCGGGUUCGGGGCGGCGGUUUCGUCUCGCAAGUUUACGCCAUUCGCCAGGCCAUUGCCAAGGGGGUUGUGGCCUACCACCAGAAGUGUGAGGGUUUAGGGUUUAGGGUUUAG